CUUUCUCUCACACACUUAUGUUUUCGAAGUCAUUCCUGGCAAAUAAAAGUUUCCUAAAAUGUCACAGGAGAAGAAAGACGCCUGCAGCCUAGAUGACGCCAGAGGUUAUCUUGAGGAGUACUUCAUGCCUCUGAUGUGUGAAAUCCCAGACGAGGGACAGGGAGGUCUUAAGUGCAUCGACAUUCUUCACGGCGUCUUUAACAGCGGUGAAGUUAAAGGAAAACGACUGAUAGACGUCGGUUGUGGACCAGUGCUCUACCAGCACAUCAGCGCCAGUAGGUUCUUCUCUGAGAUCGUCUGUGCAGAGUACAGUGAGUCCGGCCGUGCUGAGAUUGAGAAGUGGGUUGCUGAGGACCCAGACGCCUUCGACUGGAGUGAAUAUGUCCAGUACUUCUGCGACAUGGAAGGAACCAGAGACAUCUGGGAAGAACGCCAGAAACAGCUCCGCCGGGCUAUCAAGGCUGUUAUACCCUGCGAUGUCCACAAACCCAACCCCAUAGAACCGCUCCUGAUGGAACCCUUCGACGUUGUCAUGACGCUAUUCUGCAUUGAAAAUGCUUGCGGUGACAGGUAUUGAUGCUUCUUUGUAACACAUCAAAUUUAUAAGAAAGAUU
Molecule: messenger RNA, 614 nt
Organism: Branchiostoma floridae (Florida lancelet)
Lineage: Eukaryota; Metazoa; Chordata; Leptocardii; Amphioxiformes; Branchiostomatidae
Product: indolethylamine N-methyltransferase-like
Exons: 5
Coding region: 59-577 (172 amino acids)
Cellular component (GO): cytosol
Molecular function (GO): N-methyltransferase activity
Source: RefSeq, a predicted model, not a curated record